Molecule: messenger RNA, 561 nt
Organism: Tachysurus vachellii
Lineage: Eukaryota; Metazoa; Chordata; Actinopteri; Siluriformes; Bagridae
Gene: tomm5
Product: translocase of outer mitochondrial membrane 5 homolog (yeast)
Exons: 2
Coding region: 100-255 (51 amino acids)
Cellular component (GO): mitochondrial outer membrane translocase complex
Source: RefSeq, a predicted model, not a curated record
AGGGCAAAGUGCGCAUGCGCAGUGCAAACACGGAAGGCGUGGAGAGAGCGGUGUUUUAGUGAGAGAACACAAGGAUAUAAAAUACACAGAACAUUAAAUAUGUUUAAACUCGAAGGACUGGGACCCAAAUUAGACCCGGAGGAGAUGAAGAGGAAGAUGAGGGAGGAUGUAAUCUCAUCCGUGAGGAAUUUCCUCAUUUAUGUCGCUCUUCUGAGAGUCACUCCGUAUGUCUUGAAAAAGUUGGACAGCAUAUGACGAUGUACCUGAGGAUGAUUCUGCACCUGAACUCAUGGAGAAUUGUCACUCUUCACCUUGUUUGCAGCUCCGUCCUUCAUCAUCAUCAUCAUCAUGCUGCGGUUUUAUUUCCUGGAUGAAGCUGAACUUUUUCGUUAAACCCUGUGUUUUUGCUGUGGUGUUCGUGUCUGAGGCAGCUGAUCAGUGCACACACGACGAGGUGACGAUCAUGUGACUAAACUGUAAAUGUAUAAUGUAUUAGAUUUUCUGUAGAUGACGAUCUCUAGUCUGUAUUAAAAGUUAUUCCUUGAGUGUGUGGACUUAAAA